Molecule: messenger RNA, 924 nt
Organism: Pezoporus occidentalis (night parrot)
Lineage: Eukaryota; Metazoa; Chordata; Aves; Psittaciformes; Psittacidae
Product: proline-rich protein 2-like
Exons: 2
Coding region: 1-924 (307 amino acids)
Source: RefSeq, a predicted model, not a curated record
AUGGAUCCGGACCCUCCUCCUCCUCCCCCGCCAGCCCCACGGCUCCUGCGAUGCUCCACGCAGAUGUUGGGGGGCUCCCGAGCGCACCCCCCCCGCUGCCGGACCCCGGCCGCCUCCUUCCGACGCCCACCGGAGGAGGAGCCGCCGGACAAUGGAGGAGGAGGCGGCGGCGCCGCUGCUGACCCCGGAAGCGCAACCCCGGCGCCGCUGCGGGAGCGGAACCGGCCCCGGAACGGCCCCAAAUCAGCCCAAAAACGACCCCAAACGGCCCCAAAACGGCCCCAGAUAAGCCAAAAACGGGCCAAAACGGCCCCGAAACGACCCAAAACGACCCAAAACGGCCCCGAAAUGGCCCAAAACGGCCCCAAAUGGCUCCGAAACAGCCCCGAAAUGCCCCAAAACAGCCCCAAAACGACCCAAAACGGCCCCAAAACGACCCAAAACGGCCACAAACGGCCACAAACGGCCCCGAAACGACCCAAAACGGCCCCGAAAUGGCCCAAACCGCCCCAAACGGCCCAAAACGGCCCCAAAUCAGCCCAAAACGGCCCCAAACGGCCCCAAAACGGCCCCGAAACGGCCCAAAACGGCCCCGAAACGACACAAAACGGCCCCGAAAUGGCCCCAAACGGCCCAAACGGCCCCGAAACGACCAAAACGACCCAAAACGGCCCCGAAACGACCCAAAACGGCCCCGAAAGGACCCAAAACGGCCCCAAAAUGGCCCAAAAGGCUCCGAAACGGCCCCGAAAUGGCCCAAAACAGCCCCAAAUCAGCCCAAAACGGCCCCAAAACGGCCCCGAAACGGCCCCAAAUCAGCCCCAAACGGCCCCAAAACGACCCAAAAUGGCCCCAAAAUGGCCCAAAACGGCCCCAAACGGCACCCAAACAGCCCAAAAACGGCCCCAAAAGACCCCCAAGUAG